Messenger RNA from Cimex lectularius (bed bug), 4589 nucleotides. RefSeq names its product protein turtle (gene tutl). Gene Ontology annotation, biological process: dendrite self-avoidance; homophilic cell-cell adhesion; axon guidance. The transcript has 20 exons. Gene Ontology annotation, cellular component: axon; plasma membrane. The record is from RefSeq and is a predicted model, not a curated record. The coding region runs from base 310 to 3747 and encodes 1145 amino acids. NCBI's taxonomy places the organism in Eukaryota, Metazoa, Arthropoda, Insecta, Hemiptera, Cimicidae. Gene Ontology annotation, molecular function: cell-cell adhesion mediator activity.
AAAGCGGUGGUGGGGUGGCCAAGUGCGCGCGCAUCACAGUGUUCCGAGGAACACACAACUGAGAAGCCAGAUCGGCACGGAGUUGUUUAUAGUGAUCAGUGAAGUCGGUCCUACCUUUCCAACAUCACAAUAACUGUCAAAAGGGCACCAGACCUCGGCCCAGCUCAUCGCCACUCUGACUCGGUUUUAACAACAGGUCCAAAAACCAAGGAAUUUUCCUGAAGAGUUGUACAACACAUUUCAAGGAUCGGCUACAUGACGCUAUAGUGAUGGUGGGAGGAGGCGGGGAGUGACUAUGGGAACACAGGGAUGGGAAUGCAGGCAGUCCUCCAUCCUCUGGUCAUCAUCUUCAUAGCUACCGUACACAGAGGUUGGAGCGGACCCCAGGAUGCGGUGCACAUCACUGCUAUUUUGGGAGAAUCGGUGGUGUUCAACUGCCCUGUCGACUUUCCACAAGACCACCCAGUCCCGUACGUACUGCAAUGGGAGAAGAAGGGUGAGGAGAUUCCGAUCUAUAUAUGGUACGAUAGUUACCCAACACACUCUGGUGAGGGUUAUGAAGGGAGAGUGUCCAGAGUAUCCCAAGACUCGCCGUACGGUCUUGCAUCGCUCAACCUGACGAACAUAAGGGAGUCCGAUCAGGGCUGGUAUGAGUGCAAAGUAGUGUUCCUAAACCGCUCACCAAGUACACAUAAGAAUGGCACCUGGUUUCAUUUAGACGUUCACGCUCCACCGAGAUUUAGCGUGACACCUGAAGAUGUAAUAUAUGUAAAUCUCGGAAAUGCAAUAAUUCUAAAUUGUCAGGCGGAGGGCACACCUGCGCCUACGAUACAGUGGUACAAGGAUGCAAGCCUAGUCGAGCCAGCCGGCACAUCGGGCAUCUUUAACGAUGGCACUGAGCUAAGGAUAUCCAAUAUUAGGCAUGAAGAUAUUGGUGAUUAUACAUGUAUAGCAAAGAAUGGUGAGGGCCAAAUUAGUCAUACCGCCCGUGUCAUUAUCGCCGGCGGGGCAGUCAUUAUGGUCCCCCCAACCAACAAAACCAACUUAGAAGGCGAGAAGGUUCAGUUCUCCUGUGAGGCAAAGGCCCUGCCUGGGAAUGUGACAGUCAACUGGUGGAAAGAAGACACGCCAGUUAAACAAGUAGCUUCAUUAGAGACCAGAGUGACCAUCAGACGUGAUGGCUCUCUUGUGAUAAACCCUGUUGCUGCUGAAGACACAGGCCAGUACACUUGCCAAGUGACCAAUGGUAUUGGAGAACCUCAGUCAGCCUCAGCCUACCUUAACCCUGCGAAAGUGACAUUUACUCCAACUGUGCAAUACCUUCCUUUCCGCCUAGGAGGUGUUGUACAAUGUUAUAUUAAAUCCAAUCCUCCUUUGCAAUAUGUAACAUGGACCAAAGAUAAGCGCCUUCUUGAACCUUAUCAAACUAAGGAUAUUGUUAUUAUGAACAACGGCUCCCUCCUUUUUACUAGGGUAAAUCAAAAUCAUCAAGGGAGAUACACGUGUACACCUUACAAUGCACAGGGCACUCAAGGGUCAUCUGGGCCAAUGGAGGUGCUGGUUAGGAAACCACCAGUAUUUACUGCAGAACCGGAACCUUUGUACCAACGAAAGGUCGGUGAAACAGUUGAAAUGCAUUGUGAUGCUCAGGAAGCAGAAGGGACUCAAAAACCUAACAUCCAGUGGCAGAGGAAAGACGGGCAACCGCUCCAAAGGAAUAGAGUGCGAGUGACUGGAGGUAAUAUUACAAUUGAAAGUCUCAGAAGGAGUGAUUUCGGCUAUUAUCAUUGUGUGGCGAGCAAUGAAGUGGCUACGAUAGUCACAAGCACGCAGCUUGUUGUUGAAGGCACCCAACCACAUGCGCCGUAUAAUGUGACAGCCAAUGCAAGUGAAUAUGCUGUCACUCUCAAAUGGCUGCCUGGCUAUUCCGGAGGGCCGGACUACAAGCAAAACUACACCAUUUGGUUUAGAGAAGCCGGAGAAUCGGAAUGGUCUACGUUGCCUGUCGCUACUUCUGGAAGUACGCAGGUAACGAUAAACCAACUGACUCCUGGCACUACUUAUGAAUUCCAAGUGGUUGGGAAAAAUGCUCUCGGAGAUGGAAUGCUCAGUAAAGUUAUCACCGUCCGUACACUAGCCAAUGACGAAAAAAAGAAAAGUCCGAAACAAAAUGAGAUACCUCACAAAGAACCUCAACAGGAAACAAAACGAGACUUCCAGCCUUCACCUGAUGAUGUUUUUAUCAAUAAUAUUAUGUUCCCGACUGAUGCGACAGGUUCUACGUUAAUACCUCCAAUUUUCAGAUCAAAAGGACCAAAGCCAGGACCGCCGAGAAACCUUUCAGUUACUGAGAUAAGUAACGGGUUUUUAAUAACAUGGCAAGUUCCUGCUGAGCGAAGCGAUUUAGUUGCUUAUUACACAAUUAAGUAUAGGACGGAUGGACCUUGGAAGACUUUAAACAAAGGUCAGAUAAGGCCAGAAGAGACUUCUUAUCUAGUAAAAAAUUUGGUUGGAGGGCGGACAUAUCACUUUCGAGUGCUUGCCAAUUCACUAAAAAGCUACGAGAGUUCUGAAGAGGUCAAAUUCCCAGUUCCCGCAAGGGUGAAGCACAAAGCGAUAACUGCCGGAGUUGUUGGGGGUAUCCUGUUCUUUAUAGUCGCCAUUAUUCUUUCAGUCUGUGCUGUUAAAAUUUGUAACAAACGGAAACGGCGAAAACAGGAAAAAGAAUAUAACAUGGUCGCAUGUCGGAUAUCAGACACGAGAAACGGUGGGCAAGCAGCUCCAGUUAGUCAAGUGCCUUUGAAGAAAAAUAACAAAAGCCGAGUACCAGGUAUGAGUCCAAUUUGUUGGUUUUUCAAGAAGAGAAGUUCAGAAGUCGACCCUAACUGGGAUGCUGAUGUGUAUCUGAGGAGCAGCCAUCACGUGGGGAAAAUAUCAAGAGACAGAGAUGGUCGAUUUGUUCUAGUGGAUUCUGCUGAAAGCACGACAAGUUCUGAUGAUGGGGGAUUUCUGUCGAGGCCCGGAUUCCGCAACAUUGCUUCUUGGAGGCGGCCGUUGGUCGGUUACCCAAGUGACAUGAGUUUGAACUCGACUGUGGUGACCCCCCAGCUCCCAACGAUCUACUCUCCGAAAACGACCCCGUUUCGAGCGAGCUCUCCCACAUCUUCCAUAAUGCCAGCACUGACGCCGGUCAUGUCUCCGGUCUAUUUCUCUGAUCUGAGCUCGGUGAGACAAAGUGCUGAACAGACAUUGAAAAACGUGCACCAGCAGUACAGCCAAGAGUUGCCGUCUCUACAUGCAAUACAGGAACAACAGAGGAGGAGGCGUUACAUACCAAGGCAUGUGAGGUCUGCACCAGACUUGUUUAUGGAAACAUCACCAGAGAGUCGAUCUAGUUCGAGUGGUUUCGGCUCCAAAAACACAUCUCAGCAGAACAGCUCUGGAAACUCGGACUGGAGGCUGGCGUACAGAUCCCCUCCUCUGCCUCCUCCACCACCUCUCUGGCUGCAGUACACUUCAGCCUUUCCUUCACCCACCCAAUCGGAGCUGAGCCAAAGACCGAGUGUGGAUGAUCAUUACGAGUUCGACGUGUAUCCCAUAUCUCCAACACCUCCAGAAAUUUCCCCUGCGCUUAGAAUGAAAUACGACAACAUCGAGGCGAGAGUCCAGGCAAUGAAAGAAGAAUUCCAUGCUUUUAGAGCGAGACAAGCGAGGAGGAUGCGUACAGAAAUCGAGAGUGCUUGCUGACAUUAGAAACCACAAUGACCCAUAAUUUGGACUCAUUUGUUUCCCUUAAAAUAGUAUCAUGCUCCGUUUACAACGUAAAUAACGAAAGCAUUUAAAUUCUAAACAAGGUAGUAUGUAGUAGACUUACAAAACUUUAUUUUAUAAAAUCAGGAGUAUUAUAUUAUACAGAGCAAUAUGUUGUGUUGAAGUGUAAUGACUUCAACAAUAGCCUGAUGCACCAGAAUAAAAUGUAUAAAUUGUAAAAAUAUAAUUAACAUUUCUUUUUUUCUAUGAAAAUAUUAUUUUAUUAUAGUAUUUGAUGAUGAUUUGUAUCAGGCUGUUUACAAAAUACUGCCAUUUAACAGUGUUGGACAAGUUUCCCCAUUCUGGAGUUGAGUCUGAACCAAUGUCAUAUAUACAUUUUAAAUACCCUACAAUAAGUGAGAGAGACAGUUUAUAAUAUUGUAGAGUGCACUACAAAGAAGGACAAUUUGUGAAUAAAAAACAAAACUCUAAACAUUAUACUAAUUAUAUAUAUAUACAUGAAAAUAUAUAAAAUAUUACAUAUAUAUAUAAAACAUAUAAGUACCUAUAAUACUUAAGUUAAAGUCAUAUGAUUAAAUUUCUGUUACCGCUUGUAAUUGAACUGAGAACUUGCGAUUGUCAAUUACAUUUAAGAGAGGAUUACAAGUAAUUUAAGCGUUAUGUUUUCAUUUCCAAAAGAAACUAUCCUUCUUGAAAAAUCUGGUUAUCGGAUUGAUUUCAAUUAAAUGUUACAGAAAGUAUCAGUAAAUUUUAUAAUUCAGUAAAUUAACGCAUGUAAUAUAGAAAUUUUAUGCACCAUGCACAUCUUAUUAAUUAAA